GUGGAAAGGUACGAUCAGCGGGAACCCGGUGUGUGUCCGCCCUUGCCUGGGUGCCGGGUUCACUAAGGCAGGACACAGACGCCACCCGAGGUAACGAGACCCUGGAAGCGGUAUGCCUCUCACGAGUCGGUGGGAAGUACCAGACAACGGCCAGGGUGGAAAGGUACGAUCAGCGGGAACCCGGUGUGUGUCCGCCCUUGCCUGGGUGCCGGGUUCACUGCAGAGGAUCGACCGCAUCUGGAGGAGGGGUCACAGUCGGUGACCUCAGGUGACAUCACCAAGGACCUGCCCAAAAGCUGCUUGUGAGCCAUAUCGCCGGUCUGUGAGUGAAGCCGUGUCUGAAUGAUCAGUUGUUCCUGUUCUCUCUCUCUCUCCCCCCACGUUGUCCAUCACCAUGGCAACGAUUACUGCGAACUGAACUACUAAACUGGACUGAACUUUGAGUCACUUUGAAAUUUGGUCAUUUACCCCUAGACAACGAUAGAGCUUGAUUGAUGCUGUUAUCUUAAUUCUGUACACAUGUGUGUUUAUCAUCGCUGAACUGUUGCAUUUAUUAUCCUUUCGAUUACUGUGUUGCUUGUUUCUUUAAUAAAACUUUCUUAGUUCUAGUACUCCAGGCUCCAACUGAGUGAUCCAUUUCUGCUGGUUUGGCAACCCAGUUACGGGGUACGUAACAUAAGUGGGGUUCUCAUCCGGGAUUUUGAACGCUAAAUUUGGGACGGAGUAAAUUGAUUGGGUUAAAAUUCCCGAAAGAAAGAAAAGACAAACAGCAGAAAUGGAGGCUGAGGAAUUUAUAAAGGCGCCGACCUUGGAGGCAUUAGAGGAUGCCAGGAAAUCGGAAUUGAUAGCUGUGGCCAAACGGUUGAAUCUUGCUAAGGUGAAGGCGACAAUGAGGAGAGAGGAGAUACACAGAGCUAUUGUAGAGCACUAUGUAUCUAAAGGUGUGUUUCCCCAAGGUGAGCUGGGGGUGGUGUCUAUUGAAAAACCUGCUGGAGACGUGGUACAGGUACAGCUUGAAAAACUGAGACUCGAGCACGAGUUCCGGGUACGGCAGUUAGAACACGAAGAGAAGGAGAGAGAGUUAGAAAGGCAAGAGAGGGACAGACAGUUGGAGAGAGAAGAGAAAGAGAGGGACAGACAGUUGGAGAGAGAGGAGAAACAGAGGGAAAGGGAAUUUGAGCUGGAGAAGUUAAAGAUAAGGGCCGAGCAGGGGCUCGUGCCGAACCAAGGUGGAGGGUUCCGGGCGACCCAGGAGGUUAGGCUGGUUCUCCCAUUUGACGAUACCGACGUGGAUCGGUACUUCCUCCACUUCGAAAAAGUGGCUAUAAAUCAGGACUGGCCGAGGGAUAAGUGGGCCGUGUUACUUCAGAGUGUACUAAAAGGGAAAGCCCAACAAGCUUACUCAGCUUUGUCCGCGGAAGAUGCCCAGAGGUAUGAGGUGGUGAAAGAGGCCAUCCUCAGGAUUUAUGAGUUGGUCCCGGAGGCACACCGGCAGAGGUUCCGGAAUGCGAAGAAACAGUGGGACCGCACGUGUUUGGAGUUUGCCCGUGAGAUGCAGAUAUAUUGUGAGCGUUGGUGCGCCUCGAAGGGGGUAGAGAGGGAUUAUGACAGACUGCUACAACUGAUCCUGAUUGAGCAGUUUAAAGGUUGUGUCCCUGAGGGUAUGAGACCCUACCUCGAUGAGAAAGAGGCAGCCACGUUAGCCGCAACUGCUAAGUUAGCGGAUGAGUAUGCAUUGACGCAUAAAAUGAAGUUUGCCCCGAGUAAAGGCUACCAGAAGGGUAUUCAGGACGGCGGGGAGAGUCCGCCGGAAAAGUCAGAAAGUAAGCCAGGGACUAGUGAAAAGGAUAAGGUAGACCGGGAGCAGUCUGGUAGGAAGUCUCCUGGGGUCGUCUGUUAUAAUUGUGGGAAAGCCGGACACUUUGCGUCCAGGUGCUUUGCCCCAAAGAAGGAGACGGGAAAAGGAAAAACCGCAAUGUUGAAUGGCUGUAUCGAGCUGUUAAGCGAACCGCUAGGGAAGGACAGGUCUGAAAAAGUCCAGGAAGGGCGCGAGAGGUUUAUCUCGGCCGGAUUGGUGUCAGUGAAGGAGGGGUUAAAACCAGUUCCAGUGCGGAUCUGGAGAGACACGGGAGCGUGUCAGUCACUAAUACUGAAGAGUGUAUUAGAGUUUAGCUCAGAGACCCAGACUGGGGAGGUAGAGAUCAAAGGUGUUGGGGAAGGGACAGAGUCACUCCCUUUACACCAGAUACAUUUACAGAGCAACCUGGUCUCUGGACCAGUCACGAUUGGGGUGAGGUCCGAAUUACCGAUGAAAGACGUGGAAGUCUUGCUCAGUAAUGACCUCGACGGGGGAAUCGUAUUCCCAGUCGUGAGAUUGACAGGUCAGCCUGCCAGCAUUGAGGCCCCGCCCAUGGACUCACAGGUUCAUCACGGGACCGCGAUAGUGAAUUUAGCUGAAACGUUUCUGCCAACCUUGUAUGAGACGGGGUGUAGUGAGACAAGAGGUAGUGAGGGAGCUGGGACGGACGUAGCAGUACCAGGAAAGAAUUUGUGCAGACGCAGGAGCGAGACGAGGGGCUGAUGGUUUUGGCAGAGACCGCUCUCUCUGACACAGCCUUGACAAGCUAUUGUGUGGAGGAGGAAGUGCUAAGGAAAAAAGGGAAAUCAAGUACAGUACCCGCAGAUGAGGAAUGGGGGGUGGUGCAAAAGAGUUAUGGGGAUGAGGUUUUUAACAUGGCCCACGAGGUACCCCCCGGUGGACAUUUUGCGGUGCUGGAGGAAACAGUUGGUGGAAUCAUGAAAGAGAUUUACCGGCUGCCCAGGGGGAAGAAUGUUAUUGAUCAUGACUGACGCGAACUGAGACGGUCACAGGCUUUUGAUAUGCUAACAAACCCAGUCGGUGUUAGCGUGGAAAUCAAUGAAGCUUGGGGCCCCCUGAUAAGAGAAAAAAACCAUUUUGAACAGAUUAGUAUGGGAUCGAUCAGAUGGGAGAAGGCUAUUGUUUUGGCCAGGUCUACUGAUAAGGUCUCUCCCUUAAUCCCCGAACAAAGCGAAUCUUUAGAAGAAGUAAUUAAAUGACUCGCACCCGUGUGUUUGAUUGUCCCGAGGAAAUGCAAAGAACUGGGACGUUGGGUGAUGUCUGUUACAAUAGGGCAGCCUAGUAAAGAACACUCAUAUAUAAUGAGUAAUUCAGUGACUAAAGGGCUGAUGAACACAGAGGUGUGUAUUGGCAAUUUAAUACGGCUGUCUGAAGCCAGCUUGAUAGUGAACCUUGAAAAAAAUGAAUUCGGCCACACGAGGGUCACUUACCUGGGAAUUGUGGUGACACAGGGGCAGCUGGCAGCGAUGCAAGCUACAGUGCAGGCUAUCGCUGACCUCCCAACCCCGACAGACAAGAGGGCCCUCAGAAGGCUCUUGGAGAUGGUGGGGUACUGCAGGAAGUUUUGCAAUAACUCUGCGGUCAAUACCCGUCCCCCUCCUACUAAGCCCUUGCGAGAGAAAACUGAGUCGGAAUGGGACGACCCUUGUUAUUGUGGUCCGGGACAAAGCCAAAUGAGAGGUUACAUUGAUCGCAAUUCAUCAGUGUUUUUGGCCACUAUGAAGUUUGCUGAGUUGGAGCCUGGUCUAAGGGAUUAUUAAUAACACAUAUAAAAGGAACAGAAAAUGUGAUGACUGUCUGUCAAGGUGUUGACAGCUUCAAACUCGCUGUGUUAGCCAAAUAGCUGAUAAAGAUGUAUAUUUGUGCGUGUAUCAAAUAAUGUAUUCAUGUUUGUAAUUUUUACCUCCCGGUAAAAAUCCUUAAAGGGGGGAAGUGUGACGAAUACACGUAUAUAAGAUGUUAGCUGUCCUGUGUGAUCAGCAGUUGGUCUGUCACCUGUCUUCAAGAGAGAGAUAAGGGACACAAUGAAACAGCACCUGGAGAUGUGUAGAGAGCUGUCUGGAGCGGCUCCCCCUUUGAACCCUGAACUGUCUGAAGUGAUGGACAGGCGAUACCCCAGCAGGGGGAUAAAAAGGGACCGGUUUGCUAAGGCAGGACACACACGCCACCCGAGGUAACGAGACCCUGGAAGCGGUACGCCUCUCACGAGUUGGUGGGAAGUACCAGACAACGGCCAGGGUGGAAAGGUACGAUCAGCGGGAACCCGGUGUGUGUCCGCCCUUGCCUGGGUGCCGGGUUCACUGCAGAGGAUCGACCGCAUCUGGAGGAGGGGUCACAGUCGGUGACCUCAGGUGACAUCACCAAGGACCUGCCCAAAAGCUGCUUGUGAGCCAUAUCACCGGUCUGUGAGUGAAGCCGUGUCUGAAUGAUCAGUUGUUCCUGUUCUCUCUCUCUCUCUUCCCCCACGUUGUCCAUCGCCAUGGCAACGAUUACUGCGAACUGAACUACUAAACUGGACUGAACUUUGAGUCACUUUGAAAUUUGGUCAUUUAUUCCUAGACAACGAUAGAGCUUGAUUGAUGCUGUUAUCUUAAUUCUGAGCACAUGUGUGUUUAUCAUCGCUGAACUGUUGCAUUUAUUAUCCUUUCGAUUACUGUGUUGCUUGUUUCUUUAAUAAAACUUUCUUAGUUCUAGUACUCCAGACUCCAACUGAGUGAUCCAUUUCUGCUGGUUUGGCAACCCAGUUACGGGGUACGUAACAGGGCCUAGAAGACAGCUGUAAAUUUUGAAAACAGGAGGAUGAGAGGAAGUUUUUUUUUGGUAUUACCUGGUAGAAUAACUUUGAGGUAAAGUAUUUACAGGUUAGAAGCACUCCAUUUUUAUUAUAAGGUAAUUUUUAUUGCAAAUUAAGCUAAGCAUAGAUUAAUAAGUACUUUAUUGAUCCUGAGUGGGAUUAUUGUACAGUAUUGUACAGCUCUUUCAGCCCACAAUAUUGUAUCAAACCAAACCCGACUCUUAAUUAACCUAAUCUCACUUGCCCACACAUUGGGCUCAUCCCUCCCUUCUCUUCACGUUCAUAUGCUGAAGGUCUCCUUAGCCCUAUUUCACUCUCGAUGUAAACAAAA
Molecule: messenger RNA, 5004 nt
Organism: Mobula hypostoma (lesser devil ray)
Lineage: Eukaryota; Metazoa; Chordata; Chondrichthyes; Myliobatiformes; Myliobatidae
Exons: 2
Coding region: 776-2581 (601 amino acids)
Molecular function (GO): zinc ion binding; nucleic acid binding
Source: RefSeq, a predicted model, not a curated record